This is a messenger RNA of Penicillium soppii, 1161 nucleotides long. RefSeq lists its product as uncharacterized. NCBI's taxonomy places the organism in Eukaryota, Fungi, Ascomycota, Eurotiomycetes, Eurotiales, Aspergillaceae. The transcript has a single exon. Bases 1 to 1161 code for a protein of 386 amino acids. The record is from RefSeq and is a predicted model, not a curated record.
AUGCUUCAUCAUAUAGUACUGGGGGCGGUUCUCACCGGCCUCAACGGCAUCAGCCUGUGGCAUUCUGUACCCUUUACCGGGCUGAGCCCUUCUAAUGGUAUUUUAUGGCGCAGUUUCAGUUCCUUGGAGAUCGCGGGCUCUUUCUACGGCCUGCGCUAUGUCUACCCUUUUGUUUUCCCGGAUGACGAUGCCACCUUGAAGGAAGACGUUUUGUUACAACAUUCCAUUCACUCCCAAAAGUUCGAAAAUGCUAGGCUGGCCCUGCAACAAUCAUCCAAAGCAGUAUCCUAUUACACCAAUACCCCGAUGGAUAUAAAAGCGACCAAGGAUCCGAUAACCACAGAAAAUUCCAGCUCAACACAUUUGCCUGACAGCAUGUCCUGGAUCCGUCCUGAAGAAUUAACGCAACAGCCUGGAAAAUCCCAAUGUUUUUUCUGGAACCUUCUCAUCCUUGGUCUUGUUGGAAUGCAUAUCUAUGAGUUGAGGAUUCUCCACACCAUGAAUAGUCAGCCCCCAACGGCUACGAUUCAAAGAGAACUCGACGAAGUGACUGAAGAGAUCGGCUGGUUCCGACAAGAAUUCGGCCAGUUGAUCCCUAACCUCCAUGGCAUGGGAACAAGUUUCACAGAUGCCGUGGUUGAGAAUGAACGCCUUUACAGAGAAACCAUGGAAGCUGUGGACUUGAUGGGCCUAAAAUUCUCAGAAAGUAUGAGCUCCAUCGAUUCUCAACUUUCAGAACUCCGUAAGAAGACCCAAGGGGCGUUUGAAAGCGUUUCUGAUAUUCCCAAACAGUUAGCCUGGCUCAACACCUUAGUCCAACAGACUCAACGCGAAGAGGAUGAAAAGAAACGACAACUUUCAGGUUUCUUCAUGGAAGCCACCAGCCCCAGCCUUGAGAAGAGAUUCAGUUCCAGUUCUGAGUCCUUGUACAGUUCUGGUCAACUUCCUAUUCCUAGUUCUUUCCCCGAUCCACCCAAAAUCCGUGGCGUUCCACCGCGUGACAACUCCAAAUCCUCGUCUUCUACACUCUCCAACUCGGGAUCUAUCUCCCCCAAGUCUCAGGUCCCGUCUUCCAACACCCAAUCUACGCCUUCCGCUCCUCCGGCUACACUUUCACAGCCAAAACUCAAUUGGAACACGCGACCAGCACCGCCGCCGUAG